Messenger RNA from Peronospora matthiolae, 324 nucleotides. NCBI's taxonomy places the organism in Eukaryota, Oomycota, Peronosporomycetes, Peronosporales, Peronosporaceae. The record is from the annotation of a GenBank genome assembly.
AUGCAAGCACGUGGUGCACCGGUUCCACCGAUCAAGGGUAUACCCAUUCUCUUGCUCGCAGGCGAAACAGUGAGCGAAGAAGACGAUGCCUUCGUUCAUUGGGUGCACUAUGUGCGUCGCCUCAGCAACAUUGUUGCUCUAAAGGCUAGUGUCCAUGCGGCGGAUGUGCGUCUCGAACGCAAGCUUCGGUAUGGUUAUGCCGAGCUUAAGGCCAGAGGCCAAUUGCGCAAGCGCACGCGCUAUGCUUCGGCUAAUAAGGUAGCCGCGAGUGCUGGUCAGUCUUGGGCCAACAACCCGCCAACCCGCACCACUAGUGGUGGGUAA